AUGAAUCCAAGAGCCAUCGCUUCACCCCUUCGAUCACUUCGAUCUUCAAUCCCCCUUCGACCGCCCAUGGUAGCAGGUCGAGUAACGCUCAACCGAUUGGCGAGACCUUAUUCUGAAUCAGCAGGAGGCAAGAAGGAGGAGUCUUUUCAUGCUGAAGAAGAUAAGAGGAUAACAGAAUUGGAGAAUGCAAAGAAGGAGAGUGACAAGAGGGCCAAAGACUUGGAAGAGCAAUUGAAGGAUCUCAAGAAAGAAGUUCAAUACGCAAGAGCAGAUUACCAAACGGCAAUUCGACGAGCAGAAGAGGAACGUAAAAAAGCAUCCGAUUUCGCUAUAGCAGGAUUCGCUCGAGCUUUAUUAGGCACAGUUGAUGUAUUGCAGAAAGCAUUGAAAUCAGUACCACAACCAAUCGAUAACACACAUUUACAACAAUUGUUUGACGGUGUCGGUUUAACUCAAUCGACAAUGAUCAAAACUUUAGAAUCACAUGGAAUGAAAAGAUUAGAAAACUUGAAAGGAGAAGUAUUUGAUCCAAAUUUACAUGAAGCUGAGUUCAUGAUUCCAAAAGAAGCUGCUCCACCAAAGAAAGAUGGUACACCUCAUAAUCCAGGUGAAAUCAUGGAAGUUAAUUCCGAAGGUUGGAUGAUUGGAAAUAGAGUACUUAGACCCGCUAAAGUUGGUGUCGUACAACCAGAGUAG
This is a messenger RNA of Kwoniella shivajii, 696 nucleotides long. RefSeq lists its product as uncharacterized. Gene Ontology annotation, biological process: protein folding; protein import into mitochondrial matrix. Gene Ontology annotation, molecular function: protein homodimerization activity; protein-folding chaperone binding; adenyl-nucleotide exchange factor activity. The coding region runs from base 1 to 696 and encodes 231 amino acids. The transcript is spliced from 2 exons. The record is from RefSeq and is a predicted model, not a curated record. Gene Ontology annotation, cellular component: PAM complex, Tim23 associated import motor. NCBI's taxonomy places the organism in Eukaryota, Fungi, Basidiomycota, Tremellomycetes, Tremellales, Cryptococcaceae.